Misgurnus anguillicaudatus (oriental weatherfish) is the source of this 3292-nucleotide messenger RNA. It is a transcript of the gene marco, whose product is annotated as macrophage receptor with collagenous structure. Gene Ontology annotation, molecular function: extracellular matrix structural constituent conferring tensile strength. Gene Ontology annotation, biological process: extracellular matrix organization. Gene Ontology annotation, cellular component: membrane. NCBI's taxonomy places the organism in Eukaryota, Metazoa, Chordata, Actinopteri, Cypriniformes, Cobitidae. The record is from RefSeq and is a predicted model, not a curated record.
UGUUGCGUUGGCCAUAUUGAUCAGUGUUUGCUGCUGGAGGCAGAUGGAGACAGAAGUGGAUAAAGUUCAAGGACAGACCACAGUGUUCAGCCAGGAAAACCCUCUCUAUGACAACUCGAUGAAGCUUUUAGAGGCUGACCGCUAUGACUUCCAGCACGGUGAGGUGAGGUCUGAUAAACCAGCAGGUAAACAGCGAUGUGUUCCUGUAGUAAUAGUCAUCUUACUGCUGCUGAUAGCACUGAACUCUCUGCUGGUCUAUAAAGUUUUUACUCUGGAGUCUUGGGUUCACACUCACUGUACAACAGCUGAUGAGGCCAAAACAGAGAAACAAGUCAAGCUGAGCAGUUUGAACCCAGAUGAGGAGUGUCUGUCUAAUCUGUGUCAAGAUAACGGGACAUUAAAUAAAAUAAUGACUCAACUACAUGAGUUCAAUGUCACUGCACAAACAGCCAUGGUUUGUCCGCCUGGUCCACCUGGAAUACCUGGUCCACCUGGACGUACUGGUACUCCAGGUCUACGAGGUGAAAGGGGAAACACUGGCUCACCAGGUCCAGCUGGACCAUCAGGUCCAAAAGGAGAAAGAGGAGAACCAGGUGCGGCAGGGCAGAUGGGUCCACCUGGCCCCACGGGUAUAUCUGGUUUUCCAGGCUUAAAAGGGGAUCCGGGGGAGCAAGGAUUGCAAGGUUUAGACGGUUCUCCAGGAUUUAAUGGAACAGACGGUCUCCCGGGAAUGCAAGGGCCCCCUGGACAUCCAGGGCCUAAAGGAGACAUCGGGCCCCGUGGUGAGAAUGGAGUGCCAGGACCUCUGGGGCCUAGAGGGCCUCCUGGUCCAGUAGGACUGACUGGACUACCAGGACCACCUGGACCAAAAGGCUCAACUGGACUACAGGGUGAUGGCAGACCAGGAAUCCCAGGACCGCAGGGUCAAAAGGGAGAUAGAGGCUUUUCAGGGUUGCAAGGGCAAAAAGGAGAGCCAGGUCCUAAGGGCGAGAAGGGCGAUAUAGGAAUACCAGGUGUAACCCCAAAAGCAGCCAUUGUCCGUUUAGUGGGAACAUCCAACCGUGGCAGACUGGAGGUGCUUCAUCAGAGUGUCUGGGGAACAGUGUGUGAUGAUAGCUUUGACAGCGUUGAUGCACUGGUGGCAUGCAAGAUGCUGGGUUUCCAGAGGAACAUCGAUAAGUUCCCAGCCACUGGAGGAACCGGAAAAAUUUGGCUGGAUGACCUGAAAUGUACCGGAAAAGAGCUCAGCCUCUUUGACUGUCCACACGGAGGAUUAGGAAGCCAUAACUGUAACCACAGCGAGGAUAUAGGAAUUAGCUGCGCUUAAGUAAACAAAUAAUGUUGCCAUUAUAUAUACUUUUUAUAGCCGUUGUAUCUGUAUUUAGCCACUAGAGUUUAAAGCAUUUAAAAUAAGCUUACAUAAACACAUUAAAACUUAAAGUUGUGUAACGGUACAGUAGGAUUUGUGGGAUCGCUGGGUGUGUAUCACUUUAAACCUUAAACCUUCUUAAAAAGUCACAUUUAGAAAUUGUGGUAGGGUCCCCAAUCAUUCUGCCUACAUGAUAAAAAACAAUGUGGGAAUCCUAAAAACGUGUACAACUGAAUGGAUUUCUUCUGUCCUGCUGGUGUCUUUCUGUUUAGUUUAGACAUGUACUUACACAAGUUGGCAUAUUGUAGUGAUGAUUAAAUUGAUGAAAAUAUGUGUGAACUUGUGUGACAUGUUUGUUAAGUAUGGUAACUCAUACUUAAAAUGGGACCUCUGCAUGUAACCCAUCCCAGAGAAUAAUGAACACAUGCACUGCAAAUCGUGAACACACACACACACACACACACACACACACACACACACACACACACACACACACACACACACACACACACACACACACACACACACGGGGCAGUGUGGCUGACCCAACUGAGAUCCACCUUUCUUUAAAGGGGGCAUGGCACAAGACUUUUUUAAGAUGUCAAAUAAAUCUAUGGUGUCCCCAGAGCACAUAUGUGAAGUUUUAGCUCAAAAUACCAUAUAAAUAAUUUAUUAUAACAUGUUAAAAUCGACACUUUGUAGGUGUGUGCAAAAAUGUGCCGUGUCCUUUAAAAUGCAAAUGAGCUGAUGAAAUUCAAACACUGAUCACAAUGAUGGACAAUUAAAACUCAAUUGUGCUUUUCUCUGCACUAAAUGGCAGUGCUGUGGUUGGAUAGUGCAAGGGGUUGUAUUAUUAUAAUAAAAGCUCCUUAUGACAUCAUAAAGAGGGCCAAAAUUCAACGAACUAUUUUUUCAUGUGCUUGUAGAGAAUGGUUUACCAAAACUACCAAAACUAAGUUACUGGGUUGAUCUUUUUCACAUUUUGUAGGUUUUUCAUCUAUUUUCUAGGUUGAUCUUUUUCACAUUUUCUAGGUUUUUCAUCUAUUUUCUAGGUUGAUAGAAGCACUGGGGACCCAAUUAUAGCACUUAAACAUGAAAAAAGUCAGAUUUUCAUGCCAUGGCCCCUUUAAAUAGUGUCGGGUGAAUAAUGUCAACUGGGUUUGGCAUGUACGACAUAAUAAGGCCAAUGGAAACACGUCAAUUUCACAAAAACUCCAAUUUAUUUAAAAAAAGUUUUUACGCUUGUGUGAGGUGUUUUUUCAGGCAAUUCGCAAAACUGCUGAAACAGUUUAUAUGCAUUUUCAAGUCAACUGAUGUAUUUACUUUAAUCAGAUAAUCAUUAUUUGAAGAUGGUGCGGUAUGUACUAAAACCAUGCUUAAAAAACAAAACAAAAAAUCUGCCAAUGGGGUAAGAAAAAAUAUAGAAAUUUACACUAGAAAAAAAAUCUUACCUCAUUUGCAGAUUUUUUUUUUUUUUUUUUUUGCUUGUUUUAAGCACAAAUUCACACAAAUGAUCAUUUUUUUCUUAAAAAAAUAGACUUUUUCUUUCAGGUCAUUUUGCUCAUCAAUUUUCAUCUUGAUUUAUUCAUUUAGAUAUUUGUGCUAAAAACAAGACAAAAAUACUAAGAAAUUAAUUUUUGAUAACACUCCUAAGUCUCCUUCUGUUAAAAUAAUGGCUUAAAAUAGCCAACACCCAUCAACGUGAUGUUUGAAAUGGCUACGUUUUAGUCACAUAUUUAUCAAUUAGUGGAAAUGGUGUCAUUUCACAAAAGAUUUUUUAUUGGCAUUUAGAAAAUAUUGCAUAGAUUUUUGUAAUGGAAACGCAGCUUCUUGCCCAUGGCUCUUAAGAUUAUGUGUUAAAUGUGUUAUGUUGUUUUGGAUAAAUGUAUCUGCUAAAUCAAUAAAUAUAUUUCUAUUAAAGUG